Molecule: messenger RNA, 3268 nt
Organism: Colossoma macropomum (tambaqui)
Lineage: Eukaryota; Metazoa; Chordata; Actinopteri; Characiformes; Serrasalmidae
Gene: pacsin3
Product: protein kinase C and casein kinase substrate in neurons 3
Exons: 12
Coding region: 717-2087 (456 amino acids)
Biological process (GO): regulation of endocytosis; plasma membrane tubulation; cytoskeleton organization
Cellular component (GO): plasma membrane; cytoplasm; endosome
Molecular function (GO): protein binding; phospholipid binding
Source: RefSeq, a predicted model, not a curated record
CUGAGUCGAGAAAGCUCUGGGUCUGUCACCAGUAUCGGGGAUUAUCGCGGGCCCGUUUGAUCGUCUGUAUUUGAACUGCACCACUGCGGACUGACUUUUGCCUGGUUUGGAAAUUCCGCGCAGGACGGCAAAAGCGCCCCAUCUGAACGGAUCUGCCUGCCUCACUCAGAGAGGUAAUUCCUGUAAUUGGAUCAAUGGACAUAAUGCUGAGCCACAUCAUCUAAUUACAUCGCCGAAGACCUGCUCUCACAGGCCCGAUAAAUCGCCCUGCAUUAACCGUGGGACAAACAACUUCAGCUGAAUUAAGGUCGAUUCAUUUCAUGUUUUGCUGCAGGCCUGACUUAUGUUCACGCUGUCUCCGUGAUCCUGCCUCCUGCUCCGCUCGCUGCACAGGAUAUUAUUUCUCCGUUUAGUUUCGUUACCAUGGCAGGAAGGGAAGGUGCCCGAGUGCUUCGUAUCCUCUAGCCGGACUUCAGCUUUUCGUUUUUUUUUUAUUUCUUUUUACUAUAAAGUGCAUUAAUCAGUUUGAAUAAGUUGAUGGAGAUCUGCUAAUCCGCGUUCUGGGACGAAGGCAGCACUGCUCUCCUGCGUCGAGCUCCCAAGGCCACUGUACAGGCAGAGUACCUGGACAGGGGCAUUACUAACCCCUAACAUUUCACCACGCCUUAGUUUGACCGAAAGCCGCCAUCAUUCCGUGCUGCAAGGGCGACCCCAAAAUGUCUUCCAACGGGGAUCUGCAAGACGUUGGGAGCUACGGCAGCUUUUGGGAGCCGGGGAACUACAAGAGGACAGUGAAGCGCAUUGACGACGGCCACAAGCUAUGCAAUGAGCUGGUCAGCUGCUUCCAGGAGCGCGCCAAGAUCGAGAAGGCCUAUUCCCAGCAGCUGAAUGACUGGGCCAAAAAAUGGAGAGGCGUGGUGGAGAAAGGCCCGCAGUACGGCACCCUGGAGAAGGCCUGGCACGCAUUUAUGAACGCGGCAGACAGGCUGAGUGAGAUUCACAUGGAGCUGAAGGAGAAACUGAUCGUGGAGGACAGCGAGAAGAUCCGCAACUGGCAGAAGGAUGCCUUUCACAAGCAGAUGAUCGGAGGCUUUAGGGAGACCAAAGACGCAGACGAGGGAUUCCGCAAGGCCCAGAAACCCUGGGUCCGAAAACUUAAAGAGGUGGAGUCCUCUAAGAAGAGCUACCACCAGGCCCGUAAGGAGGAGCGGACGGCAGUGACCCGUGAGACCCACGCCAAGGCCGACCCCACCAAAUCCCAGGAGGAAGUGCGCAAGUUCACAGAGCGAGUGGAGAAAUGCAACCAGGAGGCAGAAAAGGCAAAGGAGCGAUAUGAGAAAGCUCUGGAGGAGCUGAACCGCUGCAACCCACGCUACAUGGAGGACAUGGAGCAGGUGUUUGAGAUCACCCAGGAGGCUGAGAAGAAGCGGCUAUGUUUCUUCAAAGAGGUGAUGCUGGACAUCCACCAGCACCUGGACCUGUCCAGCAGUGAUGGGUUUAAGGCCUUAUACCGUGACCUGAGCCAGAGCAUCAAUGCAGCCAAUGAUACCGAGGAUCUGCGAUGGUGGAGGAAUACGCAUGGACCUGGCAUGAGCAUGAACUGGCCACAGUUUGAGGAAUGGUCUCCGGAGGCUACCCGCUCCAUCAGCCGCAAAGAGAGGAACAGCCGCGCCGAUGACGUGGUCACCCUGACCAACAUCGUCUCUGCUGGACAGGAAGCUCCUCAGACCCCACAAGACACCACCCGGUGGCGCGAAGGGGACGGCCAUUACGAGAGCCUCACUGACUUAUCCCAGAGAACAGGUGCUAAAGACUACUCCUCGGACUGGUCUGAUGAGGAGAGCCCCAAGAAGUACAUCGCUGCGAACGGCGUGGAGGUGGAGGAGGAGGAAGAGAAGGUAGCGGGUGUGCGCGUUAGAGCACUGUAUGAUUACACUGGCCAAGAGUCUGAUGAGCUGAGCUUUAAAGCAGGUGAAGAGCUGAUGAAGCUGGGCGAGGAGGACGAGCAGGGCUGGUGCAAGGGGCAGCUGGACAGCGGAGAGGUGGGCCUCUACCCUGCUAACUACGUCCAAGUCAUCGCAUCCUGAUGACCCGCCCCGCCCCGGGCGAGACCCACCAAACUAAACGAAAAACACUGAACUGCGGCAGCAGCGGCCGCAACUCGGCCGUGAAACACGAAGCUACGGAAGAGGCCGACCUGCCGACCAUCGCCACAUCAUAAACAAAUAAAGAAUCUUUUCUUUAUUGACAGGCUAGAGAAUUUAGCAUCAUGCUGCUGUAUAUUGCCCUGAUCCUUCGGCUUUGUCAGAGACGUUACCAGUACAGUGCCUUUGUGGGAAGACGCCAGGGACAGAACUAGCUCACAGCUGCAGUCAUCACCAGAAGCACAGUAGAAAACUGACAACGGACUUUUAGAUUUCUCUGAAGGGAUCUUCACGGAGAGAACAUGGGCCUCCAUCCUCAGUCAUAAUCAGUUACUUAUGACGCUUCUCUCCUGUACAGUCCUCUUCGUCGUCUUCUUUCAUCAGAUUUUCAGUUACGCCGCAGAUCAUUUCAAGUAUUUAUUUUGACCAGUUUUCUUUGUAUUCACGUUUGAGUCUUUCACAGGCGUAUGUUGGCGUGUACAUAUCCCUUUUCUUGACCUUGUUUAGUAGUCGAGGACAAUUAGGCCAAACUUGAAUGACUUUCUUUGACUGGUGAUGCGCGUAGAUGCUGGUUGUAGGUCAGAAAAACAAUAUAAUUAUAGGAUUUUCUGAUACAGCUCAGAAAGCAUACACAGUUUUCUAAUCUUUCAUUGAGUGAAGGUUUUGUUUUGUUACGUAAUACAGAGUUGUACAAUACAAGAAAUGUAAGGAUCGAAAUGGGUAGAGGUUCUUUUUCAAUUUCACGUCUUCAGGACUAUUUUUUUGGAAAGGGGAUUUGAAAAAUCGAGUAGUUUUAGUUACAUUUUUAAAUUUCUUUUCUGGUUUUACUUGGAGAACAGCUUAUUUUUUCAGCCAAGCUUAACCGACUAAAGAGAAAAAACUAGUGGCUUAUUUGUGGUUAUCUGAGCAGGGGAUGUCUGUGUGUGUGUGUGUUUAUCUGUGUUUGUCUGCCUGCACAAACUGUGUGAGAGUGCGUCAGAAGAUUGAUUUCAUCUCCGUGUAAGAAGAAUUAUUCUGGACUUCACAUCCACGUGCACAGCUCUGAACAUGGAUUUACCUUAAACUACUGUAACAAUCUAUACUAAUCAAUGUAAAAAUCCAAAUAAACACAAAAGAAUCAGUUA